CAGGAUCUUGUCUUGAGAAGAAAGAAAAGUGUUCGUGUUCUUGAUUCAAAAGGGCAAAGAAGAUCAUUACUAAUACUCACCGAAGAACACUGAUCCUCCGAGCAUCAUCAUCAUGAGUCGUGGAAGUGGAGGUGGAUAUGAUCGUCACAUUACUAUAUUUUCGCCCGAAGGUCGUCUCUUUCAAGUCGAAUAUGCUUUUAAAGCUGUUAAAGCAGCUGGAGUCACCUCAAUCGGUGUUCGAGGCAAAGACUCCGUAUGUGUCGUGACCCAGAAGAAGGUUCCGGACAAGCUCUUGGAUCCAACCAGCGUUACACAUCUUUUCCCCGUUACUAAGUUCCUUGGAUUGUUAGCUACUGGCACUACUGCUGAUGCAAGGACAUUGGUUCAACAAGCAAGAAAUGAAGCAGCUGAGUUUCGUUAUAAAUAUGGUUAUGAGAUGCCUGUUGACGUAUUGGCAAGAUGGAUUGCUGACAAAUCACAAGUUUAUACUCAACAUGCUUACAUGAGACCACUUGGAGUAGUGGCUAUGGUGUUGGGUAUUGAUGAUGAGAAUGGGCCUAAACUCUUCAAAUGUGAUCCAGCAGGACAUUUCUUUGGACAUAAGGCAACAAGUGCUGGGUUGAAAGAGCAAGAGGCGAUUAAUUUCCUUGAGAAGAAAAUGAAAAAUGACCCUCAAUUUACUUAUGAUGAAACUGUACAGACUGCAAUCUCUGCUUUGCAAUCUGUUCUACAAGAAGACUUCAAGGCCAAUGAGAUUGAGGUUGGAGUUGUGAGAAAAGAGAAUGCAGUUUUUCGUGUGUUGUCGACUGAGGAAAUUGAUGAACAUUUGACUGCUAUCAGUGAGCGUGACUAGAUUUGUGUUGGGUUUGGUUUAAUGUUUUUUGUGAUUUAUGUUUUUAUUGAAUUGGAAGAAUGUUUGGUCAGGAUUUUAUAUUAACUCUGUUGUUCUUGAAUCGCUAGCUGUUUCUCAAGUGAAUUAUUAUUAUUCAUAUUUGAAUUGGUGAAAUGGUGAUUUAGUUUAUUUA
Lactuca sativa (garden lettuce) is the source of this 1025-nucleotide messenger RNA. Its product is annotated as proteasome subunit alpha type-6. Gene Ontology annotation, cellular component: proteasome core complex, alpha-subunit complex; proteasome core complex. Gene Ontology annotation, biological process: ubiquitin-dependent protein catabolic process. NCBI's taxonomy places the organism in Eukaryota, Viridiplantae, Streptophyta, Magnoliopsida, Asterales, Asteraceae. The record is from RefSeq and is a predicted model, not a curated record.